This is a messenger RNA of Halteromyces radiatus, 1987 nucleotides long. Its product is annotated as Sds3-like-domain-containing protein. The transcript has 6 exons. Lineage: Eukaryota; Fungi; Mucoromycota; Mucoromycetes; Mucorales; Cunninghamellaceae. Bases 84 to 1676 code for a protein of 530 amino acids. The record is from RefSeq and is a predicted model, not a curated record.
CUCUCCUCUCUAUUUACAUACAGUCGUUCCUUAUUCAUUUAUACAACUUCGCAACGAAUCUUAAUUGUAAACCCUUGAUCGUCAUGUUACCUCAACUAAGUUAUGUUGUUGCGCAAGCUGGUGUUGAUUCGAGACCUCCUCCUACAUUGCCUCGCUUGACUAAAUCUUUUUAUGCCAAUGGUGAUUCAAUAACAACCGCUACUAGUACUACUAUUACUACUACUACCAAUACUGCUGCUACUACUACUACUACUUCAACAUCUACUAUAGACCAACCAUAUUAUGCACCUUCUUUUUAUAUGCGACCUACUGUUUCACCAACACCUCCUCUUUUACCAUUACCUAGUAACACGUCUUCUACCUCGUCACCAUCGACCGCCACGGCUGCUCCUUCUUCUUUUGUAUACCCACCUUCUUCUUCUUCUUCUUCUUCUUCUUCAAAUGUUUCUACCAAUAAGAUAUCCUCUACUCCUUCUACUGUAUCCAAUCAGCAUAUUUCUGCUGGAUUUGCUUCCACGCCAUUACCUCAGCAAAAUCAUGAUCGUCAACAGAAAUCUCCUACUAUGACAACAAAUCCAAUUUUAUAUCAUCCUUCUUCUUCAGGUUAUUCUCAUCAAACUCAGCAACAACAACACAUAUCAUCAUCAGCGACAUCAUCCACAUCAUCCUCAUCUUAUCCACCUUUGUAUGCUUCGAGUUCUUCUGCGUAUCCAAGCUAUCCUGCCUAUCCAUCAAAUGACCCAUGGCCCCCUCAUUGGACAACUGCCCCUUUUGUGGAACCCGGCAAGUCAUCAUCAACUUCUGCCUAUUCAUAUAAUACAUCUUAUCCACCAUAUACCAAUCAAACAUCCACUACGAAUACGGUUAUUACCAAAGACAGUGCUUCUCCAAUAUUGGCUACAUCAAAUCAUAAAUACCAACAAGCUCCUUUGUCUCACCAAAAGGUACAACAGCAACAACAACAACAACAACAACAACAGCAACAACAACAAAAACAGAAACGUCGAUCCCGUGGUUUUAUUGUACCUGAUCAUAAUCCUCCUCCUCUCAAUAAUAUGAACGAUACAGAUCAAGAUACUUCUGUAUAUCGUCAUCAUCAUCAACAAGGAUAUGUAACAUCUGCCACUGGACCUGCUACUGAUAGUUACACAACAUCGCAUCGUGUGGAACACUUAAAAGAAUGGAAUCAGUUAUUGACAUGGAUGGAUCAUGACUUUUGGGAACAAAGUGAAGAAAUCUAUCAAGAGAAAUUGACUUCUUUACAACAAGAAUUAAGAUCAUUACAGAAUGAUACUCAUGUUACCUUCCGAGAUUUAGUAUCGGACUUGGAUUUGAAACGACAAACUAUGAUCGCCGACGCGGAGUGCUUCUUGAACUAUCAAUUGGAAUGGAUGGAACACUUGUAUCAAGAAGAUAUUGCCAUUAUAGAAGAAGAAUACAAUAAUGAAAAAAAGAACCUGCAUGAUGCCCUGAUGGCUGUCAUUGAAGAUCGAAAAAAGCAAAUUAAGGAAGAAAAAGAUGAUCAUAUAAAUACAAAAGACCUAUUCCAUGAGGCUUAUUCUCGUGUGACCAACAAGCGCACAUUGCGUAAACGACCUAAUGAAUCUGCGAGAAAUGAUUCUCGAAAACGGCAAGGUAAUAAGAAAAUAGGAUAUUCAAUCAUUCACUCAACUUGACUAUCCUUUUUGAUUAGCUCGUCAAGCUGCACAACAAUUGGAUAAUAACAAUUCACAUGCAAAAGAAGAGGAAGAAUUGGAAAUGGAACUUGAACUGAUGAAGAGUGGAACAAAAGGUAUUAUCAACGGACAUCAUCUACAAAGUUAUCAACAGCGAUAGUAAUUGGACCAAAAAAAAAAAAAAACAAUCACAUCACAUCAGAAUUUUAUAUCAUCCCUUAUUAGUCAUUUAGUUAGUUAUUUCUUUUUUUCUUUUUAUCUUUUUAUUGUUUACUUUAUUGUAGUUAUUUUUGUUUAUUAUUCAUGAAAAC